Messenger RNA from Echinostoma caproni, 591 nucleotides. The record is from the annotation of a GenBank genome assembly. NCBI's taxonomy places the organism in Eukaryota, Metazoa, Platyhelminthes, Trematoda, Plagiorchiida, Echinostomatidae.
AUGUCCGUCGAUGCUGAAACGACCCCAGUUGCAGAACAAGAAGUUGUGGAUCAACAACUCGCUCAGGAAACGGAUGCACAUUUGUCUGUGACCGAGGACCAGGCCCAACCGGAAUCGGAAACCCCCGUCGGGGUAGAAGAGACACCGGCCAGCACAGAACCGGAGCAACAAGCGGUCGCGGAUGCGGAACCGACUGAGCAAGCUGAGGCGACCACGGCCGUGGUUGUGCCGGAGGAACAGACCGAAGCGUCUCCUGAAGGUAUUGAAGAAACGGUAACGGAGGAGGCCUCGUCACUGGAGGAUGAAAAAAAAGGCAAGAAAAAGGUAAAUGUGAUUAAAUGGAUCAAAAAGAAUGUUCACAUUCAUUUGCCCAAAUCCGAUGAAGGUGAACAGUCUGGAGAACCCGCCUCCGGUGAAUGCCCCGAGAGCACAGAAGAAGUUACCAGUGCAGAGGCACCCGAGGCGGAACCGAGUGGUGAUGCUCCGACAGCUGUCACUUCUCAGGAACCAAAAUCAGAAUCCGAGACAAUCAACUCCACCCCGGUAGCGGAAGAAAAAGAAUCCGACCGAGAGAAACCGGUAGCCCAUUAG